CGCGUUGCGAUGGCUGAGGAUUCACAUGCCGGUGAAUGGUGUCUUAUUGAAAGUGAUCCUGGAGUAUUUACAGAGCUUAUUCGAGGAUUUGGUGUGAAAGGUGUUCAGGUCGAGGAGAUAUGGAGUUUAGAUGCCGACAGCUUCAGAAAUUUAAAACCCGUCCACGGUUUGAUAUUCUUAUUCAAAUGGAAAUCCGAUGACGAACCGUCGGGAUCCAUUGUGCAGGACAGUAGGCUGGAGAAGAUUUUCUUUGCAAAACAGGUAAUCCAGAAUGCCUGCGCAACACAAGCCAUUCUCAGCAUAUUGUUAAAUUGUUGUCAUGGCGAUUUGGAGCUGGGUGAAUCACUGACACAGUUCAAGGAAUUUACACAUGGUCUGGACGCAUCUAUGCGCGGUCUCAGUCUGAGUAACAUGCACGAGAUUCGAAAAGUGCACAACAGCUUCUCCAGGCAGAACAUGUUUGAGUUUGACAGUAGUCAGCCGCAGAAGGACGAUGACGUCUUCCACUUUGUCGCCUACUUGCCGAUCGAUGGAAGGCUAUAUGAGUUAGAUGGCCUCAAGGAAGGACCAGUCGAUCUAGGUGCUGUUGCUAAGGACAAGGAUUGGCUCGACGUGGCGCGUCUCGCGUUCACAAUUGUGCCACGACGCGUAAGUCAGCGCUACAGCGCGGACGAGAUACACUUCAACCUGAUGGCCAUCGUCUCUGAUCGCAAGCAGACGUACACGAAGCGCGACCAAAAACUUUAGGAGAGUGGCAUGGAAACAAGUGGAGCUUUAACAGAAAUCAAUGAACUUUCCAUGCUAAUCAAACAAGAGGAGGAAAAAAUGCAGCAGUAUAAGAUAGAGAAUAUAAGAAGGAAGCACAACUACCUGCCUUUUAUAAUCGAGUUGCUAAAGGUGCUGGCUGCAGAUGGCCAGCUGGUAAAUUUAUACGAGAAGGCAAAACUCAAAGCUGAAGGGAAGGCAAAGAAGGAACAGCCAAAGGAAGGAGCAACGCAGCAGGCCACGAAAUGAACACUCACACCACAGGAGGCCGGCGCCGCUGUCUUAACGACCGCACUGCCAACAAUCUAAAAUCUUAAAAUAGAUUCACGGAACACACCGCUUCCGACAUCGAGCGAAGUCGAGAGUUCUCAAUGGGAGUUCAUCGCCAAGGGGAAACUUCACGCGCCCGCCGUGAAUCGAACAUUGUCGAACUUAGCGCACUUACACCCAAGUAUGGUUGCGAAACGCGUGCUUGGUGAAAUCUUCUACAUGUUGCCUACCGAUUUUCUGGCACUGUCAGUUUUCUGAACCAUCAGUCUAUCUAGUUACCUGCAAUACUAAAUUCUGGUACCGUAAAACUGUGCUCAUCAUAGCUUAUAGACUGUUGAUUGCCAGAAAAUCUGUUGAAUACCUGCAGUUGUGUUUGUAGGUGAUGAAUUGUGGUGAGUCUGUGCAUUUAAUGCAAUGUGGACUCCAGUAAACUCUACGGAUAUAUUUCACAAUAGGGAUCUCUGUUGCAAGCGUUCAUUUUCUAAAUUGGCAGAGCAAGCUUACACGGUUGGAAGUCACCCACACGGUUUCUGUAUGUUCGAUGCGUUGAUUAUAUUUUGUCGAGUGUAUUGUCCGAUUUAUUGGAGUGUGUAUUUAUUAACGUGGUUAUUGCCCGUCUCGUAUUGCUAGGCCAACCAGAGCGGUAGACAGAACAAAUCUUUUUUACCCCACAUUACAAUCUUUUAUACUGUACCAAGUGCCUGUAUCCUUGAUGAUUUAACAAGUUGUCAGUCAAUGCACUAUUUUUGCAUUUACAAUUUUAAGGAUGUAUAAAAGGUUACUGGUACUGUUAACACCACACUAGAUAUGUAAGCGCUGGGAUGGUAAGCUGUUUGAACAAUCAGCAUGGUUUGAUACCGGUGUACCUGCUAAAACGGGUUUAGCUCUGCACCUGUGUUGUAAGGAAUGUUCCAAACAUGGAAAAUAAAACUGUAAAAUAUUUCUAA
Messenger RNA from Priapulus caudatus, 1982 nucleotides. RefSeq names its product ubiquitin carboxyl-terminal hydrolase isozyme L5-like. NCBI's taxonomy places the organism in Eukaryota, Metazoa, Priapulida, Priapulimorpha, Priapulimorphida, Priapulidae. The record is from RefSeq and is a predicted model, not a curated record. Gene Ontology annotation, biological process: protein deubiquitination; ubiquitin-dependent protein catabolic process. The transcript has 10 exons. Gene Ontology annotation, molecular function: cysteine-type deubiquitinase activity. Gene Ontology annotation, cellular component: cytoplasm.